UUUUUGGAUCACGGAGAGAAUAUGCGUACCUUCAGUCGCCAUCACAAUUCAAACAAGGCCCUUUGGAAUCAAUACUCACACAUUGUUUCCUCUUCUUCUUCCCUAGAACCAAAAUUGUUACCGUCAUCUGUCUGAAAGAAUGCUGUCUUCCAUGGCGGUUCCGAUUAAUGGAUUUUCUUUAAACCUUCAGAAACCAAACCUUAUUGCUGUCUUGAGGAGCAGAGUUUUGUAUGGUGCUGCAGAAAGCUUAUCCUUCACGCGUCUCUUCAAGCCUUCUUCUUACAGGAUUAGAGCAAGAAGCUUUCAGAAAGAAAACAUAGGAAAGAAUGAGUCUGAAGAUGAGAAACCAAAUGAAGAUGAAAUGCUUAAGAGCGAAAGCACAAGAGUUUCCGAAAAGAAGAGAGUCUCAUUCAUAGCAAAGUUAGGUAUUGGGUUAGGAUUGGCUCUGACUAUUACAGUAAUAUGUGUAACCUUGAAAAGCUCUGCUACUGGUGGUACACCUUUUGAGGUUAAGAAUCUGGCCAAAGCUUCAUCAUCUUCAGUUGGUUUUACAUUCAAUGCGUUUGGAAACAGAUUCGUAAUUCCAGCAAACGCACCCGGAUGGGUUUACUUUUGGUUGCUAAUGGCGGCUGGAUUCGGGCUAUUUAUCAGCGAAGAGGCGCUAAAUAUUUGGGUUGGGAUAACAUUGGCUCGAAUGUUAACUCUGGAUGGGACGUGGCAAUCUUUUGCUGAGUCUUUCUCUCGGAAUGCUCCUUAUAUAAUGUCUACUGUGUCUUGGGUUUACUGGGGAGUUUGUAUAAGCGAUAUGAUACCGUUUUACCUAGGGAAGCUCUUCAGAAAAAGUGGAGCAUCAGAUGAUGUUUGUUCAAAGCUGGGUAUAGGUAAAGAGAAAGCGAUGGGCAUUACCCAGGCCGUCCAAAAAUAUGGAAACCUCUCAGGUUUUGUGGAAAGAUUUUCGCUGGGAGUGAGGAAUCCUACAGCAUUCUUUGCCGGAGCACUUGGAAUAUCUCCAGAAUGUUUCUUUGCAGGAGUUUGCUGCGGUGGUUUGAUAACUCUUCCAAUUCAGCUUGUGAUUGGGUUUCUUCUUCGAGAACGUCCUAUGUUUGCUGUCGCAACAGUAGCAACUGUAGUGGGAAUAUGGACAAUCUUCCCGUAUAUGGUGGCUGCAGCCACGGCUUUGUACCUCUAUAUUCGCAGUCGCUACACACCUAAGACUUAGCUGUCCACAUUACUUAAGUAUAAUACAUAGACAGAAAGAUGUAAGAGCUCAAUACUCAGCAAGCCCAAACAGAUAAGGUUAUAUACGUAUAGUGUAGUAAUAUCUUUAAAAGAGUUUCACUUGAAACUAAUUUGUUCCUAGAACAAA
This is a messenger RNA of Brassica oleracea var. oleracea, 1366 nucleotides long. RefSeq lists its product as uncharacterized. NCBI's taxonomy places the organism in Eukaryota, Viridiplantae, Streptophyta, Magnoliopsida, Brassicales, Brassicaceae. The record is from RefSeq and is a predicted model, not a curated record. The coding region runs from base 140 to 1219 and encodes 359 amino acids. The transcript is spliced from 10 exons.